This is a messenger RNA of Hymenoscyphus albidus, 1431 nucleotides long. The record is from the annotation of a GenBank genome assembly. NCBI's taxonomy places the organism in Eukaryota, Fungi, Ascomycota, Leotiomycetes, Helotiales, Helotiaceae.
GGAUGUUCUUCUCGCCGCAUCAUAACUGUAUACAUACAUUCCAUCGAGCUGCAUCUGCUGGAUCCGGAGGCAUUGGAAAUUGAGACGUCUAUUAUACCACGUACACGACACAAUCAAAAACCAGUACUCUCAUUCAACUUGUUACUUGGGAGAUUCCUCGUCUCGAGUAAGGUUGGAGGACUAAGAAAUGACACCGCCGUGCCUACUGUCCAGGAUCACGCAUCAGUGCUUCAACGAGAUAAGGAAGGGGUGCUCAUAUCGUCACGACCGAGACAGAUCCAUGAUAGGAUCCUCACCAACGGACAGAUUCCGAGAAGAUUAGCCUAAGACGUGAAUAAUACAACACAAUACAGCAGUUACACCACAAGCGGGGAGAGGCACCACAACACACCCUUGACUACCCCGGAUUUUCACUGCGCCGGAAUCUCCUCCCACGAACCCUGGAUCUUGGUCUUUGAAAUCAGGUACUACACACACAUACACGAGGUGUGACACCACGAUAACGAUAUACAGUACCAGACUGCUCUACAGCACGAGAUUAGGAAUCCACUCCACCUAACUUCAAACAAUGGCCGCCACUGCCGAAGCCGCGACGAUGGCGGGAUCCAACAUCACCAAAUCUUCCAUCCCUGCUCAUCCCAUCGCGGUACCAACUCACGGUGCGGGUGGUUCAUUCACCAUCCUCGCUGCCACCGUGGUACCCGGACAGGACCCUCUCACCGUCAUGAAUCUCGUACGGGACAUCGAUGGCUGGUCGCGCUGGAACAGCUUCUGUCCACAUGGCACGAUCACAUCACGUAAGGAGAAGGUGAAAGCGAACCCGGGGGAAGAAACCUGGUUGAAGAUCGGGGAUAAGGUUAAAUUCGAUGUAUAUAUGUCAGGUGAUGGACUUGUGCCAGGGAAGAAACGGAGUCGCGAGCAGGAGGUUGAGGUUACAGCUAUGGAGGAGAUGGUGGGCGGUCAGGGGGAUGGGACGGCCGUCGGACCGAAGGUUUGGCAGAGUGAGUAUCAGAAGGAGGACGCUAGGAAGGGAAGGAAGGGGUGGAGGAUUGCUUGGAAGAGUGUAGGGUGGAGUCAUUGGCAGAUGCAUAGUGAGAGGGUUAUGGAAUUUUAUGAGGAUGGAAAGGGUGGGACGGAGUACUUGUGUUGGGAGACGUGAGUAUUCUUCAAUGACCAAUGCCAGGGUCAAUGCUAACAAGAAUUUGAAAAUUUAGCUUUGGAGGUGUCUUGGGACCUGUUGUUAGAAGAACAGUCGGUGGUCAAUUGGUUGAUAGAUUUGGGGAUUAUGCCAGUGACGUGAGAGGAUUCUUUGAAUCUCCUUCUCAAUGAAUCUGAUGGUGACUGCUGCAAAGCAAGUUAUUGAGAGAUGCCUUGGGUCAUUGGGGUGCUGGUUAACGUUAAUUUCUUACAAAGUACGCCAACUUCUACGCA